Blastocystis hominis is the source of this 613-nucleotide messenger RNA. RefSeq lists its product as hypothetical. NCBI's taxonomy places the organism in Eukaryota, Bigyra, Opalinata, Blastocystidae. The transcript is spliced from 2 exons. Bases 206 to 574 code for a protein of 122 amino acids. The record is from RefSeq and is a predicted model, not a curated record.
GCAGCGAAUCGUGGAAAAGUCGAAACGGACGGGCGUUUCGUGGAUCCAGAAGGCGAUGCAGUCGGUGAAGGAAUUGGCCGCGGAACUCGCCGAGGAGAGCGACGACGAGGUUAGCAAGGUUAACAAGGCCAGCGACGAGAAGAAGAAGGAGGUAUCGACCGUAGAAACGGAGAAACUGGGGAAACAGGAGGAGGAACCGCGGGAAAUGGAGAAAACGAAGCUGGGGGAGCUGGAAGCGGGGGAUUUGAUCGCGUUGGAGGCGUUGGAGGACGGGGUGCGACGGUUUGAGUUGAAUGAAUGCGAAGUGGAUGCGAUGGAAGUGAAAAACGCGAUGUUGAUGAGUGGAGAACAAUGCUUGGUGAUUGCGAGAAAGAUUGGAGAGAAGCGAUGCACAGUCGUAGCGAGUCGGAAGCUGGACAUGGUCGAGAAGAUGGCGAAGAAGAAGGAUCAUCCGAAUGUGGUGACGCUGCUGUUUAGUGGAAGCGACGGAGAGAAAAGCCAGUGGAAGAUCGAAGCGAAGGACACGAUGGCAGUGUGUUCGGAGAUUUCGAACGCGUUAGCCCAGUUGGAUUAAGAAUAGGUUGGUGGAUUGAUUAUUUGAAUGCUUGUUGUU